This is a messenger RNA of Schizophyllum commune H4-8, 186 nucleotides long. RefSeq lists its product as uncharacterized. NCBI's taxonomy places the organism in Eukaryota, Fungi, Basidiomycota, Agaricomycetes, Agaricales, Schizophyllaceae. The transcript has a single exon. The record is from RefSeq and is a predicted model, not a curated record. The annotation marks the transcript as partial.
GUGCCGAAACGCGUCCCCGUGUCGAGCACGGCCCGUUUGAGUACCCACCGCACUGGCGAAUUCGCGGUGCUGUGCUCGGCGCGGGACGCGUAUUUCGACAUUCCUGGGUCAUCCUGGCCUAGGAGGGGUCGAGACCUGCGAGCGCUCGCCCGCGCGCUUGCGAUCGUGCAGGUGCGCGCUUGCUAG